GCCGACUUUGCUCCGAUCUCAUAGAUUCACAUUGGGAGCCAUGGCCGGCUGAGCAUCGAUGGCUGGCCUCCACCCCGGGCUCGAUGCACGACCUGGUCCUUUCAGUAUCAUGUAUCUCCGCUGUGGCUUCCCAGUUCUGCAUUUUGGUUUUCGCCUCUUUGGUGUGCAGUGCUUGCACAUGCCGGAUGAUGAUCUCGCUGCCUGUCGAGCAAGUCUCCCCUCCCCGUCGUUCCUCGUUUCCUUCGCUGCCCCGUCUCCGUGACCACCGCAUCCCCACCGGCCUCGCAGUGUGGCCGUUUGCUUCUCCCGUCUCGCUCUGCCCAUUCGUCUGUCGUUGCCGUCCCUUGCUCGCCCACUCUCUUCGUCCUGUCCCCCGCUCGUUCGAUCCCUGCUCCGCAUGGCGGACACAUGCCCUCCCGAACUCCACGAAAUGCCGACUCCCACCCGCUCAGGUGUUUCUUUUCUGUGAAUCAUUCUUCAACAAGAUCAGCAUUUCCCCCACUCCGUUUCGUCCCAUCCCACCCCCGUCGCUGCCCGCACCGACCCGCGCGGUCUGUCCACAUCGGCUGGGGUCUCUGUAGGCGCCGCUGGUGUAUCCCUCGGGAUCUCUGUGUCGUUGGCAAA
Polychytrium aggregatum is the source of this 624-nucleotide messenger RNA. RefSeq lists its product as uncharacterized. Bases 84 to 581 code for a protein of 165 amino acids. Lineage: Eukaryota; Fungi; Chytridiomycota; Chytridiomycetes; Polychytriales. The record is from RefSeq and is a predicted model, not a curated record. The transcript is spliced from 2 exons.